Molecule: messenger RNA, 3240 nt
Organism: Amphibalanus amphitrite
Lineage: Eukaryota; Metazoa; Arthropoda; Thecostraca; Balanomorpha; Balanidae
Product: histone-lysine N-methyltransferase PRDM9-like
Exons: 11
Coding region: 144-2738 (864 amino acids)
Cellular component (GO): nucleus
Molecular function (GO): protein binding; histone methyltransferase activity
Source: RefSeq, a predicted model, not a curated record
AUGACGCAGUUUUGAUGCAGUAGCACGUGGUUCAGCACGCGUGUUGUGUUGUGAUGCGCGGUUGGACUCUCAACUGAAGGAUAUAGAGGCUAUAUAAAACUCAACUCACGCAGAAAACGAGAGAUCUUGAGUUGGAGUUUGAGAUGGAUCAGCAUGAUCCACCAGUGUCUGAAUUACUGCCGCUCAUGCGGGCUGCAUCAACGUCACCAGAAGGACCAAAGUGGUCUCGGAAGGGCUCUCCUGACAGCGACGAGGAAUGGGGUCCUUCACAGAGUCUGAGGCACUCCCAGAGGGAAAGUGAUUCCACUCCCAUAGACAGUGGCUCUGAGAGCGACUUUCGGCCAGUUGUGAAGGAGGAGAUAAAGAUUGAAGUCACUUCACCAAGGGUUGAGCGGCCGUCGUCUCCCUCGGUGUCGGACGACGAUCCUUUGUCGGACAAAGCUCUGCAGUCUCUGGUGAAGGAGGAAAAGUUCCGACCUAGAUCGCCGUCACCGUCUGAGGACUUCUUGGGGUUCACUGAGGUGGAUCGAGACAGUGCUUGUUUCAUGUCCAAUGUAAAAAGGGAUAUGCUACUGGGAUGCCCGUCGGACAGUGAAGACUCGGCAGAAGUCUUUGCCGAAGGAGAGUUCAUGAAGAGUCCACGUCUCGUCAUAAACUACCGUGAUGUGGAUGGUCUCGAUGAUGGUAACAUAUUUUGUGACGUGUGCUGCCGCGAUUGGGACGGUGAAUGUCCCGUCCAUGGACCGCUAAAGAUCAUACACGAUACCAAGGCACGACCCGGUAUCGGAGAUGCCGACAGGGACGUCAAGACCCUGCCGCCUUCUCUCAGCUCUGGUCAGUCGAGAAAUCCAGCGUCUGGCACCGGAGUUUUGGCAGAAAAGGACCUUCCUGCGCGCCAAAGACUCGGUCCUUACGAGGGUAUCUUGACCACCGAACAGGGUCAGGCUCGAACCACCGGGUACAGAUGGCAGAUCAAGAAGGGUGACCGGGUGCAUCACUCGGUGAAUGCCGAAGACCCGAGCUGCAGCAAUUGGCUCAGAAGGGUCAACUGUGCCCGCUCGGAGGAAGAACAAAACCUAGUGGCCUUCCAGUACCGGGGUCAGAUAUACUUCAGGACGUCAAAGCCCGUUCCGCGGGGCUCUGAGCUGCUGGUGUACUACGGAGACGACUCGGCCCGGGAACUGACCGUCCACUCGGAGACGUCUGGGCAGUCUGUGACUUCCUCUCCGGCCGGACCGUCAUCUUCAGGCACGUCUCUUGCAAGGGACACGGCUCAGGAGUUUGCUGAUGAUGUGCCAGAUCUGGGCACAUGUGGACGCUCUGAGGGCGCAGCACUGACCGGAGCGGGCACGUCGACGCACCCGUCUGCCGGUGACCAGGCUCCGCCACACCGGUGCGACCUCUGUGGACUGGCGCUGCACGGCCUGGCCGAGUUCCAGAGCCACCUCGACGGCCAUUCCAGACGCCUGGAUGUCUCCUCCGACCACAGCGGUAGCGACACAGACGCCGUAAACACGGAGCAGGACGAAUGCCGGAAUGUGCGGCGCACAUACCAGGACAGCAAACCGUCACUGGACAGUUCCGGGCAACAGCGGCGGUCCCACGCUUCGACUGUGUCGGAUGGUGUUAGCGCCAGCCGAGUUACUGAUGAGUCCGGAGACGGAGAGGACGGGGCGCCCGGGUCUGGUACUGAUGAGUCCGGAGACGGAGAGGACGGGGCGCCCGGGUCUGGUACUGAUGAGUCCGGAGACGGAGAGGACGGGGCGCCCGGGUCUGGUACUGAUGAGUCCGGAGACGGAGAGGACGGGGCGCCCGGGUCUGGUACUGAUGAGUCCGGAGACGGAGAGGACGGGGCGCCCGGGUCUGGUACUGAUGAGUCCGGAGACGGAGAGGACGGGGCGCCCGGGUCUGGUACUGAUGAGUCCGGAGACGGAGAGGACGGGGCGCCCGGGUCUGGUACUGAUGAGUCCGGAGACGGAGAGGACGGGGCGCCCGGGUCUGGUACUGAUGAGUCCGGAGACGAAGAGCACGGGGCGCCCGGGUCUGGUACUGAUGAGUCCGGAGACGGAGAGGACGGGGCGCCCGGGUCUGGACCACACCGGUGUAAAAAAUGCGGAAACUGCUAUAAGUACGCUAGAGGACUUAAAACGCACUUGGCGACGCAUUCAGAUAAAGCGUCACACAAAUGCAGUUUGUGUGAAAGGGCGUACAAAAGGAGAGAUGUUCUUUUGAGACAUAUUCGAGAAGUUCAUUUCGGAGAUGUCAAACCUAAAACGAAAGACCUGAAACUGAGGCAUGUUUGUGAUUUAUGUGGAAAAGGCUUCGCUGCGCCGAUUGCCUUGAAAAGACACAUUAAGUGUCACAUGGGUGAAAAGCCAUUCAGAUGUGGCGAAUGUUUUAAAACAUUCGCGCUUAAAGGUGAUCUGACGAAACAUUACAUGACGCACACUCAGGAGAGGCCUCACAAGUGUGAGCUAUGUGACAUGCAGUUUGCCAGGCGCACUACGCUCCAGAAACACAUGAGAAUUCACACCGGGGAAAAGCCUUACACCUGUGAGACAUGUGGACAGGGCUUCUCCCGCCAGGAUGUGCUAUCAACGCAUCAGCGCCGGCACACCGGCGAACAACCCUACAAAUGUGGAAUUUGUGGUGCGGGCUUCAUCCAUAAACCCCCUCUCAUGGCCCAUCUGAAAAAGAACGGUAAAUGCGCGGGGAGCAACAGGCAGGGAGACUGUUGAGGAACUGGUGCACCGCCAUGACCGUGUUCACGUGCAGAGGGCCCUGGACGACGGUCAGUGCCCCCAGGCCCUAUCAGACAUGUUCGUCCACCGUUCAACAGCGUCAUCUCGCAACUCCGCGCAGUAGUAUCGGGUAUGCUCGACCUCAUAAAGUGCAGACUCUCCAAAACCCAGCGAGUGUUCGCUGAUAGGGCCGCGGCGGCGUGGAGCGCAAGCCGCACACAUAAGGCACUAGGGCGCAAGAUGGUGAUGCAUUUGGUUGUAUUUUAAAACGCUGUUAUAUUGUAGUGUUUGAAACGUGUCGUUCGUGUCGCUUUUAAAUAUAUCCCCAGUCUUUUUAUACUCAACUUGUACAACACGUUUAAUCAUGUAUAUUUGAUUGAGGAUUGUUUUAAUUUGUGGAUUUGUGCGUUUUCUGUAAACCACUCGACCGAAUUCGUAUUAGCCAUCACGUGGAAGAAUUCUAAUAAACGCUCAUGGCUUAUGGCUAUGGCUAAGUGUC